Messenger RNA from Aspergillus ibericus CBS 121593, 1914 nucleotides. Its product is annotated as S53 family peptidase. Gene Ontology annotation, biological process: proteolysis. NCBI's taxonomy places the organism in Eukaryota, Fungi, Ascomycota, Eurotiomycetes, Eurotiales, Aspergillaceae. The transcript is spliced from 5 exons. Bases 1 to 1914 code for a protein of 637 amino acids. The record is from RefSeq and is a predicted model, not a curated record. Gene Ontology annotation, molecular function: serine-type endopeptidase activity; tripeptidyl-peptidase activity.
AUGCGAGCCUCUCUAUUCCUUCUUGGUGUGACGGCUGUUCUGGCUAGUCCGACCCCUCCUAGCUAUGUUGUUCAUGAACGGCGAGACGCAUUGCCUAGUGGCUGGAUAGAGGAAAGGCGGCUUCAUGAAGAUGCCCUCUUGCCCAUGCGGAUUGGUCUGACCCAGUCCAACUUGGACCGUGGUCAUGACCUGCUAAUGGAGGUGUCUCAUCCACACUCUUCCCGCUACGGACAGCACCUCUCCACGGAGGAAGUGCACGAUCUGUUUGCCCCGUCCAUGGAAACCGUCGAGACAGUUAGAUCCUGGCUCGAGUCUGCUGGCAUUGCUCCCAGCCGCAUAUCGCAGUCCUACAACAAGCAAUGGCUGCGGUUUGACGCCAGUGCUGCGGAGGUCGAGCAGCUCCUGCAGACAGAAUACUACAUUUAUGAGCACGCCGACACAGGACGCUCCCAUGUCACCUGCCAUGAAUACUAUGUUCCUGAAUCCAUCCAAGAGCACAUUGACUACAUCACACCGGGUGUGAAGAUGCUGGAACUACGCGGCACGCGCUCUAAGAAGAGAAGUGCUGCAAAACGCUCCUUUGGAAACCUGCCUCCACUGCUUGGAGCGCUGCCGAUUGCCAUUUCCAAGCUUUUCGACAACCCUCUAGCAUACUGUGAUAUCGCUGUGACGCCGGAGUGCAUACGAGCCAUGUACAACAUCACCAAAGGAACCACCGCCACCGAGGGCAACGAACUUGGCAUCUACGAAGAUUUAGGGGAUGUAUACAGCCAGGAGGAUCUCGACUUGUUCUUCUCCAGUCUCGCCAGUGACAUCCCUCAAGGCACUCACCCUAUCCUCGAGGCCAUUGACGGUGCUGUAGCCCCUACCGACGUCAUCAACGCCGGCACUGAAUCCGACCUGGACUUUCAGAUCUCCUAUCCAAUCAUCUGGCCGCAGAACAGUGUCCUCUUCCAAACCGACGACCCCGUGUAUGAAAACGACUACACCUACUUGGGCUUCCUGAACAACUUCCUCUACGCCAUCGACGGCUCAUACUGCGACGAGUCUUCCUCUUUGGACCCUCCCUACCCAGACCCAGCCCCAGGCGGCUACAAAGGCCAAAAGCAAUGCGGCGUCUACAAGCCGACAAACGUAAUCUCCAUCUCCUACGGCGCUGCCGAAGCCGACCUUCCGAUCGCCUACCAGCGCCGCCAAUGCCAGGAAUUCAUGAAGCUCGGUCUGCAGGGUGUCUCCGUGAUCAUCGCGUCCGGCGACUCGGGUGUCUCCGCGAGUGACAAUACCUGCCUCGGUGACGACGGGCAGGUCUUCGUCCCGGAUUUUCCAGCCACGUGUCCCUACAUAACCGCAGUCGGAGGCACCUACCUACCCCUGGGGGCCUCUGCCAGUCAAGAUCAAGAGAUUGCCGUCACGCGGUUCCCGUCCGGCGGCGGCUUCAGCAACAUCUACGCCCGGCCUUCGUACCAGAACCAAUCGGUCGAAGCGUACUUCUCCCGCGCCGACCUCGACUACCCAUACUACGAGAGCGUCAACAACAACAGCUUCAACGACAACGGGGGAAUCUACAACCGCAUCGGUCGGGGAUAUCCGGAUAUCUCCGCGAUCGCAGACAACGUGGUCAUCUACAACAAGGGCGAGUCCACCCUGAUCGGGGGAACGAGUGCUGCUGCGCCGGCAUUUGGAGCCAUGUUGACCCGCAUUAACGAGGAGCGGUUGGCGGCGAACAAGUCACCGGUCGGGUAUGUCAACCCUGUCUUAUAUGCGCAUCCCGAAGCGUUCCAUGAUAUUACCGUCGGAUCGAACCCGGGAUGUGGCACGGAUGGAUUUCCGGCGGAGAAGGGAUGGGAUCCGGUGACGGGGUUGGGAACGCCGAGGUAUUGGGAUUUGUUGCAGGUGUUUAUGGCGUUGGACUAG